AUGUUUCCACUCUCAGUCUCCGAUUCAGAGCCAACCGACGGGUUCGACGGCUUACCUGAUUCUCUAAUCCUCCUCAUAUUCGACCAAAUUUCUGACGUUAAGACCCUAAUCCGAUGCCGCUCCGUCUCCAAACGAUUCAACUCGCUCGUCCCACAAUCCGACUCACUCCUACUCCGAGUCGACAGAGUCAUCUCAACCACCGACUCCGAUUCCGACGACUCGCUUCUCAUCACCUUCCUCAGAUCAAUCUUCAAGUCCCUGCACGACUUUAUUUACCCCUAUAAACCACUUCCCAACGUGACCCGAAUUCAGAACUCGCCGACACAAAUCCUCCGCGGAUUCGACAAAAUCAGAGAACUCGAAAUCGAACUACCCUCCAGUGAUCUGAAACUGGAUAAAGGAGCAGUAAUCAAGUGGAGAGCGGAGUUCGGGAAGACCUUAAAGAGCUGCGUAAUCAUGGGGUUCUGUGAAGGUCCUGACAGAGAUGGAGGGUUAAAGAUGAGGGUGGUGUGGACGAUAAGUGCGUUGAUAGCCGCGUCUGCCAGACACUACAUGAUGUUAGAGGUGGUAAGGGAGCAUAAAAAUCUGCAGAAGUUGACAAUAAGUGAUAGGGAAAGUGAAGGGGUGGUUGUGAUGGUCAAGGAUGGGCUUGAAGAAUGUAGAGAGUGCGGCGAAGAGGAGGUGAAAGUGGGGGAAAGUGGAGUGUGGUGGAGGAACAACAGGACGGUAGUGCCGGCGGUGAGGAUGAGGUUGAGGCAUGAAGGAAAGUUGGAGGUUGGUGAUGGGGUGAAAAUGGAGGGUGCGACGUUGGUGGUGGUCAAGCCGGUGGGGAAGGGUGGGGAAAGCGAAGCGGAGGAUCUUGGGUUGGUUCGUGGAGCGUUUGGCGGCCGUGGAGAAGCGGAGGAGUAUGGAGAGGCAGUGGAGAAGUUGCUGAAGAGGCGGGGCUAUCUUCUGGAAAUGAACUCUUUCUAG
Messenger RNA from Ilex paraguariensis (yerba mate), 972 nucleotides. The record is from the annotation of a GenBank genome assembly. NCBI's taxonomy places the organism in Eukaryota, Viridiplantae, Streptophyta, Magnoliopsida, Aquifoliales, Aquifoliaceae.